AUGCCGGAGAUGGAGAAAGGUAGACCACCGGAAAACAAGCGCAGUCGGAAACCCGCUCAUCCCGUCAAAAGGGAGGUCAACCAGGAGAUGAAGAGUUUUGCAGAGAGCACAGUGAAUGAGUUGUUGGGGUGGUAUGGGUAUGAGAGGAUGGAGCUCCGGGACGUGGAGGCCUCAGACGUGAAGAGUCACGCUGCUCAGACAGGCCCUCAACACGUGUCCGUGCUAAAAGAAAACUCCGUGCCAAAGCUCAGGGCUGCUGAGAACAAGGUCCUCUCUCCGUCACUGCCCUUGAGGAAUGGAGAGAGAGAGACCGCCAGUGUUCCCUUAUCUUCAUCCUCCUCCUCAUCUUCCUCACCGGGUAUGAAGGAGCCACGCAGCACCCAUGUCAUCGUACCACUCAUCAAACCUUCUGCCGUGGAGGAUGUGCAGAUUCAGAUAGUGUGUGUGUGGUGUCAGAGAGAAGGACUGAAAAGGUUCUCUCUCAUCAUGGGCUCUGAGCUCAAGAGUUUCUGCAGUGAAAAGUGCUUCGCCGCCUGUCGCCGCGCCUACUUCAAACGCAACAAGGCCAGGGAUGAGGAUCACCAUGGCAACCAGUCUCCGCCUCCUGGGCAAACAGUGGACACACCUCCCAGGCUUGUGCUGAAGAUGAACAGUAAUGCUAGAGCGUGUGACUGGUGUAAACAUGUACACCACGCCAGGGAGUAUCUGGACUUCAGCGCCGGAGAGGAGCGGCUCCGGUUCUGCAGCACCAAGUGUCUGAACCGCUAUAAGAUGGAUGUGUUUUACCGCGAGGCCCAGGCCGCGCUCGCCGGGUCUGAGACGGGCGCCAACCCGGGUCAGGGCGAAGAGGAGAACCACGUGCCGGUCGGAGGUACGGCCGGGGAGCAGCUCCUCACACCAGAGUCCUGGGAGAGCCCCUCCCUGGACAAGGGAAACAAACCAGUGCCCCCAGAAACAUCCACGCCGAUCUCGGACAGGGCAUCCAUCUGCCUGUCACCGCCUGUGGCACACGCGUCUCCCUCAUCCCUCUCCUCUUCCUCAGUUAAAGUGUCCGUGUGCUGGCCGACUCCGAGAGAGAGACCCCCCCACAGGGAGACGACACCGUCUCAGACAGGGGGCGUGUCAGAGCCCCGUCCUCGACCUGGCGUGGAUCGGCAGCACCGCCCACACCCUCCCCUGCUCCCCCUGCCCACCAUCCGACCCCCCCUCCACGCUCAGGGCCUCCGUAGCCCCGCCUUUAACUCCGGCCACAACACGGCUCCGCCCACCAGCCCCACACGGAUUCAGCCCUCCCCCGCCCCACGACAACCCCCGCCCCUCAUCCAGCCUGCCUACCACACCCCCUUCCUGACCUACCCCCAGCCCACCCCCCCGGUUCUGCUGGGUCUGGGGGUGCCCUCGUUUGCGCCCCCGUGCCCUCAGCCCACUGUGCUGGUACCAUACCCCGUCAUUGUUCCUUUCCCAGUGCCUGUGCCAAUACCAGUACCCCUUCCUCUGCCACUCCCGACCGCCACCCGCUCCUCUGCCUCCACAGGGGCAAGGCGGGGCUUUGAGGAGAAGAGGGAGGAGUUAGGGGCAGGGUCUAAUGAUGAGGAGAUAGAGCACAGGGUGAAGAUGGAGAGAUUGGCAUCUCCGUCCCCUCCCUCUGUGAUCUGUGUGAGUGGACAGCCUGUUCCCGCGGUGACAGAGAACGCCACGGGCCACGGACAGAGGGAAGACAGGAUGGAACGGAACGUGAUUCAGAGGGUGGGACACGGGCAGCCCGUGAAGAAUGAGGGAGUGACCCAGACUGGACCGGACCCGCUCGGGCAGAGAGAGGGUGUGUCGAGGUCUGGCUCAGAGGAUACUCUAGAGCCCAGAGCCCAGCAGACAAACCCAAACCCGUCAAAUCUCACACACACUCCACCUCCACACUCCACACACACGGCUCCUAUAGUACCAUACACGCCUGCCUCAGACAUCACACACACCACCCUCGCACCCUCUGAACAGACCUCAGCCAAAUCCCCAAACACACACAUCACUGUCGCCCAACGCAAAUCUCCCAACCAAUCAAAGACCGCCGCAGCUUCCGUGGUCACUCCCACAGUUUCCAGAUUAUUGGACAAUACUGCAGUCACCCCAGCAGCCUCCGUGCCAUUGGUCGAUUUAAAUGCCACUCAGGCUACCUCAGCAUCAUGUGAGGGUCUCCAGGGAGUUACUUCAACCUUAGAUAUGCAAGGUGGCUCCUCCUCCAAAUCAGCCACGCCCCUGGACUUUGCCCUGACAAAAAGUGAGGACGUGGAAGAAAACAGUGUGUUAGGAAACGAGAGUCCGCACGUGACUCAGUGCCGCACGGAGAGAUGGAACCAAAAGGAAGAUUGGACUGAGGGUGAGGAAGGGCUGACGGCUGAUGAGGAUCAUGCUUAUGCCCGAAUCGUCCUGAGAAACACACGUAUGCUGGCCUUGUAUAAGGUCGUCUCUGUGUUUCUGCAGGGUCAGCGGAGCAUCACAGUGAUUCCAGCAUUGUCUCUGAACAGUGAUGCGCUGAAAGUCAUCGCCUGUUUGCUUGAAUGGUAUGAUCCAGUGCGUAUCAAACCAGUGAUAAUGUUUAACUGGUGGAUAAUCCAGUGGAGUAGUGCUACAGACGCGACAGACUUCGAUAUUUUCACCGACACGACUGCCUUUUAUCGGGACCGUGACUGUGAGGAGCAGUAUUGCGAUGUCUCCGGUCGUUCUGAUGUGGAUUUUUCCAUCGUCUGCCCUCGGCGCUCAGAUCAGACCAGUAAACACAUGUGGGUUUUACAAACCGCGCACCGUGACCAGAAUGCGGCCUGA
This is a messenger RNA of Chanos chanos (milkfish), 2817 nucleotides long. It is a transcript of the gene sobpb, whose product is annotated as sine oculis binding protein homolog (Drosophila) b. Gene Ontology annotation, biological process: animal organ development. NCBI's taxonomy places the organism in Eukaryota, Metazoa, Chordata, Actinopteri, Gonorynchiformes, Chanidae. The record is from RefSeq and is a predicted model, not a curated record. Gene Ontology annotation, cellular component: nucleus. Bases 1 to 2817 code for a protein of 938 amino acids. The transcript has 9 exons.